Alnus glutinosa is the source of this 1309-nucleotide messenger RNA. Its product is annotated as DNA-directed RNA polymerase III subunit rpc4-like. NCBI's taxonomy places the organism in Eukaryota, Viridiplantae, Streptophyta, Magnoliopsida, Fagales, Betulaceae. Gene Ontology annotation, biological process: transcription by RNA polymerase III. The coding region runs from base 121 to 1101 and encodes 326 amino acids. Gene Ontology annotation, molecular function: DNA binding. Gene Ontology annotation, cellular component: RNA polymerase III complex. The record is from RefSeq and is a predicted model, not a curated record. The transcript is spliced from 9 exons.
UACUUUCAUCUCCUCUCUGAGGUCUCUCGUUCGAAACGCCGUGCCUUCACUUUUGCCCCUUUUCUGGCAUUUUUCGUCGUCGCCGUCGCCGUCGUCUUCUUCCACUUCAACCUGAAAACCAUGGAACCAGACCAGUCCUCUUCGGCCCCUAGGAAGCUCAAGUUUGCUCCCAAAGCCCCUCCUCGCAGAAGGCUCAAACCCACCGCUCCCAAAACCGAAGCUGGUGACGAAGAUGGAGAAGCUGAGCAGGUCCAGCAACUGCUUCGCCGCAUCAAUGAGAAUCAUGGAAGACGGAGGCCUAAAGACGAAAAGAAAUCUUCCAUUCAAGUUGCAUUUGGUCCUGGAGAUAAGGCAUCAACUCAGAUAAAGAGAUACGGUAGUGCUAAGGAUGGGAGUGGUGGUAAAAGCAGCGAUUCAGACACAAAAAGUUCCGAUUAUGGGCAAACUCUCUUAUCUUUACCUUCAGCUGCCAAUGAAAAUGUCAGAGAAGCGUGUUUUGAAGAUUCUACCAGUAAAUCUGCGCAGCUUGUCAAGAAAGACUAUAGAGAACCUUGGGAUUACCACAACACUUACUAUCCUUCUACUCUUCCUUUGAGGAUGCCUUCCUCUGGUGACCCAGAAAUUCUUGAUGAAGCAGAAUUUGGGGAGGCUGCAGCUAAUACAGAGUACGAUGAAAAUACAAUAAAUCCUGCUUCAGACCUUGGGCUGAUGGUGGAAAGUGAGGAAGAAAAGAUGUUUUUCUUUAAGCUUCCUGCUAGUCUGCCAUUUCUCAAGCGAUCGACUAGUAGAAAGGGGAAAGAGAAAGUUGAAACCCAUACAUCAUCGGAUGGAGGAGGCGUUUCAAACAAGGGCUGCAGGUUGGAAGAGUUGCCAGAUGGAUAUAUGGGCAAAAUGCUGGUCUACAAGAGUGGAGCAAUCAAGUUAAAGCUAGGAGAUGCCCUGUAUGAUGUUUCACCUGGUUCAGAUUGCAUAUUUGCUCAAGAUGUUGCAGCAAUCAACCUUGCAGAAAGACAGUGUUGUGUUCUGGGAGAGCUUGGGAAACGGGCUGUCGUAAGCCCUGAUGUUGAUUCCCUGUUGGAUAGCGUAAUUGACUUGGGCUAGUGCAAAAGACCUUUCAUGGUGGGAGAACUGCUAGAGCAUGAUAGAGAGCUAUUAUAGGCGCAUUUGCAAAGAGGUAGUUAUUAAAGAGUAAAUAUGUAACUAAACUGCUGACAAGUUGGCUUGUGCUGACCUUUAGGAUGUCAAAUUCUGAACUGUCAAAUCCCUUCACAAAAUCCAUUCUAGAGAAUUAAAAGGAGAUAUUUUGUCU